AUGGCACAAUCCAUGGCAUUCAAUUCGGCCGCUGGCUUGGGCGGCAUGCUCAAAGACGGUCACGAACAUUAUUUUGACGACAUGGAAGGGGGAGCGGUUGUCGCUCGUAGUAUUGCGGCAGCCUGUGAACUGUCUCGCAUGUUGGCAUCCAGUAUGGGACCUCAAGGACGCUGCAAAUUGGUGGUCAACCACUUGGAAAAGAUGAUUGUCACGAGUGACUGUGCCGCCAUUCUAAAGGAAAUUGAAGUGGAACAUCCAGCUGCCAAGCUUUUGGAGAAAGCAGUUCGCCAACAAGAGACUGAAUGUGGAGAUGCCACCAAUCUGUGUUUGAUGUUUGCCGGAGAGCUAUUGAACAGUACUCUGGAUUUGAUGAGAACCAUGGGAUGGAGGCAUUCUUCGGAUAUUUUGGAGGGUUAUCACAUGGCAGCGGAUAAGUUACUGAACGAUCUAUUGCCCAACACUUGUGUCGUUCAACAAAUUGGUCACCCCGCCAAGGAUAUCGAAGGUCUCAAGACUGUCUUGAAGCCAGUCAUGGGAUCGAAGCAACACGGAACGGAGGAAGUCUUGGCUGAUUUGGUCGCCCAAGCAUGUCAAAUUGUCCUCAAGGAAGGUCUUGUUUUACAGCCCGAAUCCAUCCGUACCGUCAAGAUCAUGGGAGGAAAUCUCGGUGAGUCGGUCUGCAUCAAGGGUUUUGUUGCCAAACGUGCUGUCGAGACCGUUUUGACAUCGGCAGAAGAUGCCAAAAUUGCCGUCUUUGCCUCUGGUAUUGAAGCCAGUUCCACGGAAGCAAAGGGAACUGUCUUGAUGAAGACUGCAGAUGAUCUCAAGAACUACAACAAAACAGAAGAGGCCAAGAUGGACGAAAUUAUUGCAGGCAUUGCCCAAUCUGGAAUCAAGGUGGUGGUUACCGGUGGCAGCAUUUCCGACAUGGCCCUCCACUUUAUUGAACGAUACAAGAUGGUUGCGCUUCGCAUUGGAAGCAAGUGGGAAUUGCGUCGUCUAUGCCAAGCCACUGGUGCCACUGCCUUGGUGCGAUUGGGUGCGCCCACGCCUGAUGAAAUGGGACGUGCCACGGUUACUCAAAAAUCUGUUGGAGGAACGACGGUCACAGUCUUUGAAAACGAUGCCGAGUCCAAGAUUGCCACCCUUGUCUUGCGCGCAUCCACGUCAUCUGUCUUGAAUGAUUUGGAACGUGCCGUCGACGAUGGUGUUCAUGCCGUGGAAAUGGCCUGCAAGGAUGGAAGAUUGGUCUAUGGAGGUGGUGCUGCGGAAAUGGAGUGUGCUGUUCAUUUGGAUGCAUUUGCUGACAAACAUCCUGGAUUGGAACAAUAUGCCAUUCGGGCUUUUGCCAAGUCUUUGGAAUGCGUGGCUCGUACUUUGGCGGAAAAUGCUGGAUGGGAUGCCCUUCAAGUAGUCGCUGACUUGAGAGCAGCUCAUGUCUCUGGAGAAGCCGACAAGGGAGUGGAUAUUGCCGACGCACCAGGAAUUACCAGCAUGAAGGAUAGCGCAAUCUAUGAUUUGUUCAAGGUGAAACGAUCGGCUCUGAAGCUUGGUAUUGAAGCCGCCACGACGGUGCUUAAGGUUGACCAAAUCAUCAUGUCCAAAAAGGCAGGAGCAGGUCCUAGGCAAUAA
Molecule: messenger RNA, 1632 nt
Organism: Cylindrotheca closterium
Lineage: Eukaryota; Bacillariophyta; Bacillariophyceae; Bacillariales; Bacillariaceae
Source: the annotation of a GenBank genome assembly